AUGGAUGGUACCUUAGAAGGGUUCUUUCAGUCUUCCUCUGGGCUCAGGCAGGGUUGUCCCCUUAGUCCAUACCUUUUCAGUAUUGUGAUGGACGGCCUCUCUUGCCUUCUGGACUGCAAUUUGCAAGAGGACUGUUUUGAGGGUUUCUCAUUUGGGAAUUUUAAGUUGACUUACCUCUUAUAUGCAGAUGACUUGAUCAUAUUUGGUAAAGUUGAUAUUGCCAAUUAUAAUAAGCUUACUUCUAUAUUAGAGAGUUUCUCUAAAGCCACGGGUCUUCAUGUCAACUUUGGGAAAAGUUCUGUUAUACUACCCACAAAUUGUAUUAAUGCUCAGGCUAUCUGCAUUGCCCUUAACAUCCCCACUGCCUCCUCCUCUAUGUCUUAUCUGAGCAUCCCUUUAUCCCCAUUUCACCCAAAAAUUGGCUGUUUUUCUAAGCUUAUGGAAUGUAUUAUUACUAAGUUGUCGGGGUGGAAAGCCAAGGUUUUAUCUCUUGCUGCCAGACUUCAAUUCCUUAGAUAUACUAUUUGGAACACAAUUGCGUAUUGGAUUCGUGGUAGUAUAAUACCUAAAACCAUUCUAAAACAGAUUGAUAGAUUAUGUGCUAAAUUCCUUUUCUUUGGGGAUUUAAAUAAGAAAAAAAUGCAUUUAAUUUCAUGGAGGAACACUUGCAAGCCUAUAGAGUUGGGUGGAAUUAGGUUACCUUCAUUGCAGUCUCUUCAAUUUUGUUUUAACUGCUCUCUCAUUUUAAGGAUUUACAAUGGGAAUAGUCCCCUGAAAAGUUGGCUGUUACAUUCUUAUUUUUCUCCUUGGAAAGACCCUAUUUCUAAAGCUUCUAAGUUCUGGAAGAACAUUUGUAGGGAUGCUAUCAAAGCCAAAGCUAAAUUUCAUUUUAAUGUUAAUGUUAACUCUAAUGUUUCUCUGUUCUGGGAUCAUUGGGUUAAUGAUCUUUGUAUCAAGGAUAUUGCAGCCCUUCUUCCUCUUUUAAAUGUUGUUCCAGUUAAUGAGAGGGUUAAUGUUAUUUUGGAUGGGGAUGCCUGGGCUUUGCCUGAGCUCUUGCCGAUUGCUGUUCUGGAUACUCUUUCUGCUAUUCCUAUUGUCUCUGCCUCUCGGAAUUCUAUCUACUGGGUUGCUGCUGGUUUUUUAUCUGGUAUGGUGCGGUUGGGUGGUGGCAAGCCUGUAACUGUAUUUUUCUCUGAUCUGUUCUGGGGGCUUUUUAUGGUGGCUAGGCCCUUUUGCUGUAUGGCUGGAAAUUUCUGCUUCUCUGGUUUUCCGUUUAAAGGGGCAAUGAUGACUGGGUUGCCAUCUUCCCCUUUGGAUGGCAGGAUUCUUUUUGCAACCAGGUUGAGAGAGCGGCAACUCCUGAGCCCGUGGCUAUAA
This is a messenger RNA of Dendrobium catenatum, 1377 nucleotides long. RefSeq lists its product as uncharacterized. NCBI's taxonomy places the organism in Eukaryota, Viridiplantae, Streptophyta, Magnoliopsida, Asparagales, Orchidaceae. The transcript is spliced from 2 exons. The record is from RefSeq and is a predicted model, not a curated record. Bases 1 to 1377 code for a protein of 458 amino acids.